Pocillopora verrucosa is the source of this 1917-nucleotide messenger RNA. Its product is annotated as heparanase. Lineage: Eukaryota; Metazoa; Cnidaria; Anthozoa; Scleractinia; Pocilloporidae. Gene Ontology annotation, cellular component: extracellular matrix; membrane. The record is from RefSeq and is a predicted model, not a curated record. Gene Ontology annotation, molecular function: hydrolase activity, acting on glycosyl bonds.
UGAUGUGUGCCAGAGAAAUAUGGAGUCACGAGGUUUGUCACGGGAAAGCUUAUAUUUCGAUUUGUGACUACCUGGAGGCGUUCCUCGAAAAUUGAACUAAACAGAGAGACAACAUAAUCCAAAAGAUCAAGAAGACCUCGCAGACAUUGUCAAACGUUCGCUUGAAUUCGUAGGCAUGGCUUCACCUGUCUUCUCGGCGAGAUCAAGUUUAGUUGUGGUUGUGUUAAUACUGAGUGUGUAUUUGCUUUCAGCCAAAUCCCAGUUCACUGUUUUUGGUAGGAAAGCGGUAGAGCACAAUGUCUCGAUAAAUUUGGAUCGCGCUGUGUUCACUGUGAACGAAAAGUUUCUCUCCGUUGCCAUUGACUCUGGUAUCUUGAGGCAUCACUGGUCACCGUACGUAAACUUUACCUCGGAGAAGCUGUAUACGCUUGCUAAAGGUCUCUCUCCAGCAUUUCUCCGGGUUGGAGGAACUUCAGAAGAUUUCUUAAUCUAUGAUGACUCAAAAGACUUCCAGACGUUCCAAAAUUUUAGCAAUUUUACAAUCUCACAUGCAGAUUUGGACAAGAUACACCUUUUGUCAUCAAAAGCUGACUGGGACGUCAUGUUUGGCUUGAAUGUGUUUUUAAGGGGAAAAGAUGGAUCUUGGAAUGCAAGCAAUGCAAAAGAAAUCAUGCAAUAUGUUGCAGAUCAUGGAUAUCACUUUGGAUGGGAGCUUGGGAAUGAGCCAAACUUGUUUAAGAAAUUUAACAAGUCUAUUUCACCUGAAGAAUUGACAGCAGACUUUACCACACUCAGAGAAAUACUUAAAAGCAAUCCUGAGUUUGGCAACUUUCUUGUUGGUCCUGAUGUAACACGCAUAUUAAAUCACUCAAAAAGUGGCAUCUAUUUGGAGAGGUCCAUUUCCUCAGAGGAACUUGCUGAAGACUUUCACACUUUAAGAGCAAUACUUGAGGGCAGUCCUCAGUUUGGUAACUACUUAGUUGGACCUGACAUGGCAACAGUAACAUCUGAAAAAACAGGAAGCUUUUUGAGGAGCUUUUUUACCCAUGCCAAGGAUGUCAUAGAUGCAGUUACCUGGCAUCAGUAUUAUGUCAAUGGAAGAACAUGCUCUGAGAAAGACUUUUACAAUCCAGAGGUCCUGGAUUACUUUUUGCAUGAAGUGAGUGAAGCCAAUUCGAUACUGGAUGGAAUAAAAUCAGGAUUUUCUCGGUGGCUUGGUGAAACUAGCAGUGCAUAUGGAGGAGGAGCAAGUGGAUUGUCAGACAGAUAUGUGGCUGGAUUUAUGUGGCUAGACAAGCUAGGUCUGGCAGCUCGGUUUAAACAUGAGGUGGUUGUGCGACAGACGUUUGUUAAAGGAAACUACUCUUUAUUAGAUGACGAUCUGGAUCCAAAUCCGGACUACUGGCUCUCUCUUUUACACAAACGUCUUGUUGGAGAGAAGGUGCUGGACGUGAGUGGUCAGACAGAAGAGAAACGAAAGGUUCGAGUGUACGCCCAUUGCUCAAGCAGUCAGUAUCCAUUGGGUUCUGUCACGCUUCUUGCUCUCAAUGUCCUCUUGGAUACGCCAGUCGUCCUGAAACUCAACGGUGAACUUAAAGGAAAAGAUGUCGACGUAUAUCUUCUUACUCCUGAGAACGGCGACCUAUUGACAAAGACCGUCAAGCUUAACGGUAAAGUUCUCAAACUAGUGGAUGACCGCACGCUCCCAGACCUCGCGCCGAAAAGUGUGCCGGGAGACGAACCCCUCAAUCUUCCACCUCUGACCUUUGGCUUUUAUGUCAUUCCAAAAGCCUCUGCGAGUGCUUGUGGUUAAUGGAUUAAUUUAACAGCUUAUGCAGAUACGCAGAAAAAAAAAAGUUAAUAUGCACGACCUGUCAUAUUUCGUCAAAUGCAUUAUUGUGAGCACUGGAGUUAAAA